AUGGAAUUCCUCUCACUUCACAAUCUCCUCCUUGCACUUCUCACAUUUUCCGCAUAUUGCAUCUCUUUAGCCGUCUACCGCCUGUAUCUUAGCCCUCUUGCGAGAUUUCCUGGGCCGAAGCUGGCUGCUUUGACGUUGUGGUACGAGUUCUACUAUGAUGUUAUCAAGCGAGGUCGCUACACAUGGAAGAUCGCAGAGUUGCAUGAGCGCCACGGCCCCAUCAUACGCAUCAGUCCUUACGAGUUGCAUAUCAAUGACCCUGACUACUAUGAUGAGCUAUACGUAGGUACUUCUAUCCGGAGGUCUAUGAAAUAUCAGUGGUCUAUGAAAGGGUUUGGUCCAACCAUUGCGACCUUCUCAACCGAAAGCCACGAACUUCACCGCACCCGAGCCGCAGCCCUGGCGCCUUUUUUCUCCAAAGCUUCCGUAUAUCAUUUGGAACCUUCAGUCCAGUCUAUCGUCGACCAACUUGUGGCACGUCUACGAACCGUCCAAGGAGCUGGCAGCAAUGUCAAUAUGAUUGAUGUCUUUACCUCUCUCACAGGUGAUGUGAUCAGUCAAUAUGCUUUUGCACGCCCGUUUGGUUUCAUGCGAAGCCCUGAUUUUUCUCCACACUGGCAUCAGUUGAUGAUGGAAGUUUCGGAAACAUCCCAUGUCUUCAAGCAGUUUGAAUGGCUGGAACCUAUGAUGCGAAGCAUUCCUCCAUCGCUUAUCAAAAUGGCCAGUCCUAAAUUAUCAUCUUUAUUUGGCAUGCAAGAUACGAUCCGGGCACAGGUGUUAGAAAUCAAGAAAGAGCACGCCGAAGGGCGCAAGCCCAGCGGCCGGAGGACCAUUAUAUAUGAUAUCCUCACGAAUGAUCAAAUAAGACCUCAGGAUAAAGAGACCGAGCGUCUUUUGGCGGAAGCACUAUCAGUUGUUGCUGCUGGGACAACUACGACUGCGCACACGCUGUCGGUAUUGGCAUUCCACAUACUUCACAAUCCAGGAAUCUUAAACAAAUUACAACACGAGCUCGAAAGCGUAAUGCCGCAGCCAGACUCGCAGCCGAGGUGGAGCGAGCUUGAGCAACUGCCCUACAUGACUGCCUGUAUUCAGGAAGCUUUGAGAUGGGGUUAUGGAGUCUCCCAUCGGCUUCAACGAAUGUUUCCAGACACCGCCCUGCAGUACAAGAGUUGGAAAAUUCCAAUGAAUACGCCUGUAGGCAUGACCUCAGUCAUGCUCCACGAUGACCCCUCCCUCUUCCCAAAUCCCCGCUCAUUUCAGCCUGAACGAUGGCUUCAACCUUCCAAGACUCAGUUGCGCAAAUACCUGGUUCCAUUUGGUAAAGGAUCUCGAUCAUGUCUUGGCAUGAAUCUCGCAUACUGCGAGCUCUACCUCACCCUCGCUGCCAUUUUCGCCCCAAAUCGGUUCCGGUUCGAGCUAUAUGAGACGGACGUUACAGAUGUAGAAAUUGCGCAUGAUUUCUUCAAUCCCUGCUACAGGGCCAAUUCGAAGGGCAUGAGGGUCGUUGUCCAUUGA
Letharia columbiana is the source of this 1518-nucleotide messenger RNA. RefSeq lists its product as uncharacterized. Bases 1 to 1518 code for a protein of 505 amino acids. The transcript is spliced from 10 exons. NCBI's taxonomy places the organism in Eukaryota, Fungi, Ascomycota, Lecanoromycetes, Lecanorales, Parmeliaceae. The record is from RefSeq and is a predicted model, not a curated record. Gene Ontology annotation, molecular function: oxidoreductase activity, acting on paired donors, with incorporation or reduction of molecular oxygen; monooxygenase activity; heme binding.